AUGGCUGCUGCACUGCUGCCUGUGAUGGUCGCGGUGAUGGAGUUGGAGAUGCUCAAGGGGCAUCCCAGCAUUGUCAACCUGCGCAACGCGUUUGAGGACGCGCAGGAAUCGGGGGAGAGGCGGGCAGAAAGGCGGACAGAGGGAUGGGAUGGGCAGCAGGGCGGGCAGGCGAGACGUUCAGGGCAGGGGGAGGUGGGGGGCGGUCAGGAGGGAGGGGGGAUGCUCAAGGGGCAUCCCAGCAUCGUGAACCUUCGCAACGCGUUUGAAGACGCACAGGUGGGGGGUGGAAGGCGAGAUGGGGAUGCGGAGGGGCAGAAGGUUGCCUGUGCUGCUGCUGUGUGUGGGGCUGGUUGGACGUGCAUCUUAUCAUGGAGCUGUGCGAGGGGGGAGAGCUCAUACACCCACCUCCACCGCUCACCACUCCCCACCACGCCAUCCCACCCCUCAUCACCGCACUCCACCCCCCCAGGACGUGCAUCUGAUCAUGGAGCUGACGUGCAUCUGAUCAUGGAGCUGUGCGAGGGGGGAGAGCUCUUCGACCGCAUCAAGCUGCGGGGAAAGUUCCCGGAAGGCGACGCGGCGCGCGUGAUUCGCACGGUGGUGCUGGUGCUGCGGCACUGCCACGGGGCGGGCAUCAUGCACCGCGACUUAAAGCCCGAGAACAUUCUCUUGGUGUCGAAUCAAAGCGAUACCGAUCUGAAAGUGAUUGACUGGGGUGUCGCUACCUUCUUCCAGAAAGGCAAGCCGUGCACAGACAUGGCAGGGAGCCCUUACUACCUGGCCCCCGAGGUGCUCGCAGAAAAAUACGGACCUGAAGCCGAUAUCUGGAGCGCGGGGGUGGUGCUCUAUAUCUUGCUGUGCGGCCUUCCGCCCUUCUGGGGCACCACCAACGACGCUAUUUUUGAGGCCAUCAAGCAGGCGACGCUGAACCUCGUGAGGCCUCCGUGGCCGUCGAUCUCGGACGAGGCGAAAGAUCUAGUGGUCAGGAUGCUCACGCGGAACCCCAAGAAGAGGAUCAGUGCCGAAGAGAUUCUUGAUCACCCGUGGUUCGCGCCAACACCAGCUGACCCCAGCCCCUCGGUCAAGACUUGA
Molecule: messenger RNA, 1092 nt
Organism: Closterium sp. Naga37s-1
Lineage: Eukaryota; Viridiplantae; Streptophyta; Zygnematophyceae; Desmidiales; Closteriaceae
Source: the annotation of a GenBank genome assembly